This is a messenger RNA of Betta splendens (Siamese fighting fish), 4253 nucleotides long. It is a transcript of the gene perm1a, whose product is annotated as PPARGC1 and ESRR induced regulator, muscle 1. Gene Ontology annotation, cellular component: nucleus; cytoplasm. The transcript is spliced from 4 exons. NCBI's taxonomy places the organism in Eukaryota, Metazoa, Chordata, Actinopteri, Anabantiformes, Osphronemidae. The record is from RefSeq and is a predicted model, not a curated record. The coding region runs from base 280 to 3546 and encodes 1088 amino acids. Gene Ontology annotation, biological process: response to muscle activity; regulation of DNA-templated transcription.
ACGUAUAUAAAAAUAGUAACAUGCAGCAGGCCGUGCUGCCGGUGAAACCGUUUGGCCGUGGCUCUAUUUAGAGUUGGGAAACAUAAUGCCUCUGUUGGAGACGGCUGCCGUAAGCGCGCUGCGCGUGUUACGUGUUCAGAAGCGCCGCUCUAUAUUUAUCGAAUCAUGGGGCUUUCUGUGCUGCCGACCAGAGGACGGACGACAUGGUGCUGCUGUGACUCCAGACCCCCUGAGGACUAGGACACAGCACACAGGCGAUCUUUCUCCUGUGGAGUCAGAAUGGACGACUUUGACUACAGUGUGGAGAUCUCUGACCGCGACUGGCAGUGCUUCUUCACGGAGUGCGAGGAGUGCAACCUGCUUCCCCCGUCUUUGGCGGGUGUGGACGACUCCGGGAUGAGUGACCUUGAUGACACCGCAUCCCUGUUCGCUAGGAGGGCUCCGAAGCGUGACCUGACAGCAGGCUUGUCGGAGGCUGGCGGCCCCCCGCUUUCCAGGAGCCCACCUGUGGCGCAUUAUCUCUGCAAACAAGGCGCUAGUGGAAUGGAAAGCGUCCUGUCGGGCAGCGAGGAGGACAUACACCUACAGUGUGUAAAUAUGUUUUUCGAGAGGCUGGGAAAUCUUCCGGAGGCUGAGAGGCCUGACGAGCCGAGCCAAGACAGACCCGGGAAAAACCGAGAGGCGGAACUGCAGCGUGGAGAAGCCGACAUCAUUAGCAACAACAACACUAGGAAAGAAGUCAAGCCUGGUGUUUCCCUCGAACCUGCAGCCAGUAACUCUGCUAUGAACGCCAACGGAUUAGCUCAUCCUCAGACUGAGGGCGCCAAAGUAAAGCCAGAGUGUCAUGACUCACCCACACCAGAAACAGCACCACACACAGAUACGGCCAUAAAGGCUCACGCGUGCACACUGGAUGGUGUGAGGCGGCAGCAUUUGUCCACUGAUUUGUUGAGUAGUCGGGAAAAGCUCGAAGGCCCUGACGUGCUACAGCCAGAAAGCAAAGCAGCGACGCAGCAGCCGUCCCCGUCCGCCUCCGUCAAGAGGAAGCGGAGGAGAAAGAGACGACCCAGCAUCGAUCCGGUGGAGAGCGGACUCGGAUGCGAGAGGCAGCUUUUAGGUGGGCAGAGGCCCGAUGACUCUGAGGAGGAACGGCGGCCAUGGAGGGGAACAGUGGGUUUCUGUUUUCCUGAGUGCUCCUCAUAUCCACUCACAAGGACAUCGGCCAAGGAGGUGGGAGUAAAUUAUAGCUCUGAUCCAGUAGAAUUAAGUGGACUGGGUAAAUAUGGUUGGGUGCCAUGUUCAGUGGCUGCCAGUGUGGCUGGGAAAUUGGAUGGAGGAACUGGCAACAGUGAAAGAAUCGACACGGAGAGUCUCCAGCAAUGCAAUGAAGUGAAUCAUGUUGAUUGUGAAAGACGUUCCACAGCAGAAGCCAAAUCAAUAACUCGCGGUGUUUUACCAAGGGCACGCUCAAAUAACCCUGAAGUGGAAGUCAGCCAGGAUGAUAACCUAUCUGUUGCUAAGUCAGUCCUGGCUGUGGAGGGAGGAUCCAGAUAUGAGCACACACUGUGUCAGAGAGGGGCUGAGCAGCAGCAGCAGCUGGAAACUGACGGAGACCAAUAUAGCUCCACUCCAGGAAAGACCGGCAUAUGUGAGGCCGUUAUGAUGAGGCGCGACGCUAGCGACGUCAACGCCAGCGCGUCUCCAUUCCCACAUGACCUGUCCUGCAAAGACGCCGGUGCUAAACCAGCAGAGGGCUGUACGAACAUGUCCCCUGGUCAAAAUCCUCUGUCAGUUAAUGAAACCCCUUCAGAUAUCUCACCACCCACACCUUGCUGCACUCUGGACACGGUCACGUCACACUCGAAUGAUACUAUCACAGAUGUGUCGGCGCGUUUCUGUUCAUCCAUCAGUCAAAAUGAGUCGGAAGGAGAAAGAUGGUCAGUGAUGCUGGAAACGGAGGCAACUGGGCCUAAAAGACCGACUGUGUCGGGGUCAAAGAGCGACGCCGUGGUGGGAGCAGGAGACGGCAUCACACCAGGGGAAUCUGAGCAUAAAGCAAAGACAGCCCCAGAUUCAAGGCCGUCCAUCUUCACCAUGUCGUCUUUUUGGAGCGAGAUGGAGAAGCUGACAAUAAAUGACAUUCUGGGUUUACGAAUGGCCGGGAAAGCGGCGCCACGCAGCUCGCUGUGUCCUCUACAGGAGCACGAGGAGGUGGAGGCGUUCACCACAAGCAUCUUUACUCAGCCGGAAGACUCUGCCCCUGAUUCUGAGCCGUCAGGUUUGGCUUCUGUGCUGGCACUGGAAUCUCCAGCUCCUGGAGGUGUGACGUGGGAGAGCGAGGCUAUCCCGGUGAGCCCGGUUACUGAUGUCUACCCUCAGAAUAUUACGUUGACGACCGCGAUUUCUCCAGCCAUCUUCCCUGAAGGCGCGGAGACGUGCCUCAAGAAGAUCUCCAAAAAUACAAGCGUUCACAAUUUACACGCGCUGGAAUCUGAGCUUUUCAGCUCUGCAGGGAAACAUCGAACUUUGCCAAACCUAGACAAAGGAGGAUCAGAAAAGGUUCGGUAUGUUCCUGAGGAGAUCGGUCCUUCACCGUCUUCGUUGACAGGCGGCUACAGCACCUCUAUUGGAGAUAUGUUUCGAUACUUAUUCGGCAGAAAGGAGCCGGUUCCAAGUCCAUCAGCCACCAAUAAUGUAACCACCUCGUACGCUGAUGGAAGUACUCUCCCUGAAACCUAUGAUCACUUUUUCUGUGAUUAUGACAUCGAGAGCUUCUUUUGCCCUCUCGUCACCGCAGCAGAUGCCAAAGAGGAGCUCGUUCCCAUCUUCUCCUGCUCACAUUCAGCUAACAGAAGCCUACAGUUUCCCGAGGCUUACGAUUAUUUCUUCCCUUCCUCUUCUUCUGACGAUUCCUGCGUGGAAUCUGACGAUGACGAGAACCCCGGCCCCGUUAGAGCGGUGAGCAGGUUCACUCAGAAGACGAGCUCUUCUCCCAAGGCUGUCGAUGCUUAUGAGCAUUUCUUUACAGACAGGGACCUGGGACAGAACUUCUUCUGGAGAGACACUUUCUCCUUCAGGAAUCUUCGCUUAACUGACUGCAGAAGCCGGAAGCCGACUCUCUCAAACGCCCUUGCACCUGUGAAGCAAAGCACCACAUCACCCCCACGGAUGGUUUGGCCCAGUAAUCUGGGAAAUCAAGAUGUGGUAUUUCCUGAUCCGCUUCUCCGCCACCUGGAGGACAGGAUGUCCAAGCAGCUGAGACAGCAGCCCUUCAGAUAUGACGAUCUACAGGCGGCCGUUUCCAAUCCAAGGCUGGACGCCUCCUUUCUGCCUCUCAGACAAUCGGACAUGUGCCUCGUUUGCAUUGCGUUUGCGUCGUGGGUCCUGAAGACGGCAAACCCACAAGCUGGAGAUGCCUGGAAGGCUGUUGUGUUGGCGAACGUCAGCGCUCUGUCAGCCAUCCGGUACCUGCGGAAGUACGUCAGGGUGGAAACAGCAGCCAGUGAGAAGAAGCUGAAAACAGACGAACAAACUUUCCUGAUGUGACUUGCUCUUGAAGCAACAUGAUUGAAAUGAUUCAUUUUUCCAAGAAAGCCUGAUAUGAGCCAAUGCAAACCUUUGGAAGGAAAAGGGCAGAUGUUGUCAGUUACACGUUUGCACCACACAUUUGCACUACACUUUAUUCACAGCCUAUUAUUAUUAUUAUUAUUAUUAUUAUUAGUAGUAGUAGUAGUAGUAGUAGUAGUAGUAGUAGUAGUAGUAAAUAAAUAAAUAGCUUUUCUUCUUUAGUUGACAUUUUGCCAUUAAGUGACAGAAAGCAUUCAUGUUCUGCACAUGACCAAAGACAAGACCAGUAUUUACUGAGGGUGAGGCCUUGGAAACGUUUUACACGUGUAAAUAAGGGUCCCGUAUGAUUACGAUGUCGUGAAUCAGGGCUGUACAGAGAUAAGUGGAUUAAAAUGAGGCUUCAGAAUUAUUGAUGGUGCUGUUUGAGCAUGUUUGUUUCUAUUACUGCUACAUGUGUAGCAUAUUGCUUACUGAGGAAUUUCCAAAAACGAUAAAUGUAUUGCAAAAUAAGAUACAGAGAUUAUUUUUUUCUAAAAAAAAAAAUAUUGAUUUAGGGGACUGUGUUUUGUGCCAGUAUCAAGAAUAUUAUUUAUCUCAUGUUAUAUUGUAGAUGACUGUACAGUACAAGUACUCCGUAAGAUGUUCCUUUUAAAAUUACAACAAUAAAAACGCUUUGUGAAAAGUGA